Didymodactylos carnosus is the source of this 3399-nucleotide messenger RNA. Lineage: Eukaryota; Metazoa; Rotifera; Eurotatoria; Philodinida; Philodinidae. The record is from the annotation of a GenBank genome assembly.
AUGUUCCUUAGACGUAGAAUAGGUUCUUUAACAUUUUGUCAAAUGCGGCGAAUCUAUAAUCGUUAUUGUUCAACAACAGCAUCGGAUGUUGUAAAUACAACAAAAGUCGCUCGUACAAAUUCAUUGGGUAUCCAAAUGUUAAGUCAAAAAUUGUAUGAUCAACUAUUUCCUAAUCAAGAACAACCAAUUGAUAAUGAGAUGUCGACUGUCCGUAGUAUUGAUAAUGUUCGUGAACAUUUGAAAAAAUUUGGUUUAGGGAAUGAUAAUAAUGAAACAUUAGAUGAUACUGAAUUUAAUUUACCAUCAUUAGAAGGAAAAAAUUUAGAUGAACAUUUUAGAAAUAUUGCAGACAAGCAAUGUCAACCGUAUAAAGAUUUAAUUAAAACUUUAACACUUCCAAAAAUCCUACCACAGCAACCGAAGCAAUGGUCGUAUAUUGGAGGAUGGACAAAAUAUCUGGAAGAUGGAAAAACUGAACAAUGUACUUUUCCUGAUGCCCAUGUAAUGGUAUUCGAUGUUGAAACAUUAGUUUGCUAUGGAAACUUUCCUGUUAUGGCUGUCGCGCUAUCACCAACACAUUGGUAUUCAUGGUGUAGUUCUCGUUUAAUCAACGAAGAAUUUCGUCUUAAACAUGAUGUUGAAUUAGACGAUUUAAUACCAUUAGAACCAGAAAAUAACAUUGAUCAAGUAAAACUGGUCAUCGGUCAUCAUGUAGCAUUUGAUCGUACAUUCAUUAAACAACAAUAUCAAUUAAUGGGAUCGGCUAUGCGUUUUCUUGACACAAUGAGUCUUCAUAUCAUGUGUUCUGGUUUCACUCAUACCCAACGUUCACAAUAUCAAGCAUUCGAAAAAUUAUCAUCACUUAUUGAUAAUGAUCAUGAUGGUGAUAUUGAUAGAGAGCAACAAUUAUUAGACAUUAUGUUACAAGUGUCAAAGGAGAAACAAAUGAAAUAUCGAAAUAAAAUAGAGAAGGAACCGAAUUUACAAUGGAAAUCCGAAAGUGGUUUAAAUAAUUUGGUUGCUGUACAUAAACUUUAUUGUAAACCCGAAAAACCGUUGAAUAAAGAUAUGCAAAAAAUAUUUAUCGAAGGAACAAUCGAUGAUGUGAGAGAGAAUUUUCAGAAGUUGAUGACCUAUUGUGGCAAUGAUGUAAAGGCAACAUGUGAAGUGAUAAAAAUUUUAUAUCCAAUGUUUGUCGAAAGAUUUGACCAUCCCGUUACAUUGAGUGGAAUGCUCGAAAUGAGCACAAUGUUUUUACCUAUAAAUCAAAACUGGAAUCAUUUUAUACGUGAAGCUGAUGUAACAUUUGAAAAUAUUGAAUCUGAUAUGCAACAUAUUCUAAUGCAAAUAGCAAAUGAAACAUGCAAAUAUGCAAUGAAGGACGCAUAUCGUUCGGAUCCGUGGUUAUGGGAUUUAGACUGGAGUACGCAAAACAUUCGGUUUUCAAAGUCAAAAACAAAAAAAAAGACAAAGUCGUCAUCGAAUUCUGAUGCACAAAUAUCAACAUCACUCGGUCAUGAACAAUCGAUUUUCAAAGGAGCUGAAAAUUGCUGGCCGACGAAGAUUACAAAUAACAGUGAUGAUUCUGAGAUACGUAUAUCCGCUAAUGUUCAACGUAUUCUUGAUACUCAUUUAACACUUCUAAAGAUUCAACCACAUAUGCCAGGCUAUCCAGCUUGGUAUCGUGAUUUAUGUGCAAAAAUGCCAAAAGUAUCUGAUCUAAAUCAAAACGAUGUAGAAAUUGAUGAAAAUGUAUGGCAACCAGGUCCACAAUCAAUUUCAACAAAAUUACGUGUUGUUCCUAAACUUUUGAAGUUAACUUGGCAAGGAUAUCCCGUUCACUAUAAUAGUAAACAUGGCUGGGGUUAUUUAGUUCCCGGCAAAAAUGAGUUUAAUCAAGAAGCAAACAUCGAAAAAGAAAAAUUUAUUGAAGAAAAAGAACAAAGUAGUACUUCAACCUGCCAGUUUCCAUACAAAGCAUUUGAAGAAAUUUGUAAAGUAACAGUGCCCGUGAUCACAAAUGAAGAAGUGACUCAAGAAUCAAAACUGAUCGAUAUGCAGAUAAGUAAUUUAAUAGAACAAAUUUGUCCAACUCAUCAAGGUAAUGGACCGUAUGACGAUGUUAACAUUCCUGGAUGCUGGUUUUUCAAAAUACCACAUAAAGAUGGAAAUGAGAAAAAUGUUGGUAAUCCAUUAGCGAGAUCGUUUGGUUCUAAAAUAGCUGAUGGAACAUUACAAUCCUAUCAAUCAACAGCGGCUGCGGUCUUGUUACAAUGGAGUAAAAUGUUAAGUUACUGGCAAAAUAAUGAAAAACGAAUCAAAUCACAAAUGCCUAUAUGGAUUAAAGAAAAUGAUCUUCCAGACCACGUAGCUAAACUAACUAAAUCCGAUAAUCAAAUUGGCAUCAUAUUACCACGUGUAGUGGUUGCUGGAACAGUCACACGUCGUGCAGUUGAGCCAACAUGGCUUACAGCUAGUAAUGCACAGACUGAUCGUAUUGGUAGUGAACUAAAAGCCAUGGUUCAAGCGCCGCCUGGCUACUGUUUUGUAGGUGCUGAUGUGGACUCACAAGAAUUAUGGAUUGCAUCUAUAUUGGCCGAUGCACAAUAUGCUGGAAUGCACGGUUCAACAGCAUUUGGUUGGAUGAAUCUUCAAGGAAAGAAAAAAGAUGGUACUGACUUACAUAGUAAAGUGGCAAAUUUAGUAUUCAAUUAUGGACGUAUAUAUGGUGCCGGAAGAAGGUUUGCUGAAAAAUUAUUGAUGCAAUUUAAUCAUUCACUAUCAUCAAAAGAUGCAAAAGAAAAGGCUCGUAUUAUGUAUGAAAAUACCAAAGGAAUCAAAGAUCAGACCACUGGUUUAUGGGAAAAUGGAUCAGAAUCAGAAAUGUUCAACAAGCUUGAACAAAUAGCAAAAUUAGAAAAACCAGUUACUCCCGUGUUAGGAUGUCAAAUCAGUAGAGCUUUGGAACCACGCACCGUAUCAGAGGAAUAUAUGACAAGUAGAAUCAAUUGGGUUGUACAAAGUUCAGCGGUUGAUUAUUUACAUUUGAUGCUUGUCUGUAUGAAAUGGUUAACCGACAAAUAUCGAGCAUGUUUAGCACUUCAAAUAGCGAAUUUAUUUACACGUGCUAUGUUUGCUUAUAAAUUGAAUAUGAAUGAUUUACCAGCUUCUGUUGCAUUCUUCAGUUCGGUUGAUAUUGAUCAAUGUUUAAGAAAAGAACCACUUAUGGAUUGUAAGACGCCGAGUAAUCCGUUGGGUUUACAAGCCUCAUAUGGAAUUCCACCAGGACAAGCAUUAACCAUUGGUGACGUUCUAGAACAUACAAAUGGAAGUUUAGAAGAAUCACAAGAAGACAUAUCAAUAGAGUCGAAACAAGAAAAAACUGCUGUUGAAAUAUAA